This is a messenger RNA of Scaptodrosophila lebanonensis, 949 nucleotides long. RefSeq names its product 60S ribosomal protein L7 (gene RpL7-like). NCBI's taxonomy places the organism in Eukaryota, Metazoa, Arthropoda, Insecta, Diptera, Drosophilidae. The transcript has 4 exons. The record is from RefSeq and is a predicted model, not a curated record. Gene Ontology annotation, cellular component: cytosolic large ribosomal subunit. Gene Ontology annotation, molecular function: structural constituent of ribosome; RNA binding. Bases 62 to 835 code for a protein of 257 amino acids. Gene Ontology annotation, biological process: maturation of LSU-rRNA from tricistronic rRNA transcript (SSU-rRNA, 5.8S rRNA, LSU-rRNA).
UUUUGAUUGCGUAUCACACGUGUUUUGGUCAUUCGUAAUAUAUUUUCAGAAAAAACCAACCAUGUCGGACAAAUAUGCUGUGCCCAACAAAUUGCCUGGAAAAACAGUGUCAGUCCUCAAGCACCGAAAACGGCGCAUACAACAGGACCAGUCGGUUGUCCAACAAAAACGGCAAAACCGUCUCAAUCGCGUUAAGAAGCUGAAGGCUCACCACAGUUUCAAGCGCGCGGAAUCCUUUGUUAUGGACUAUUUGAAGGCUGAGCGCACAUCCAAACGCAUUAAACAAACUUUAUUACGCACCAACGUCACAAAGCAGAGUGCCGACGCGGCCGAGAAAACGAACCAAAAACUGUUGCUUGUUAUGCGGCACGCAGGCAAAAAGAUCCACGACGAAACCACAUUGAAGAUAUUUAAAACAUUGCGCAUGUCACAACGCCACAAUGCAGUCUUUUUAGAAAACACUAAAGAGAACCAAUUGUUGCUGCGCGUCAUCGAACCAUUUGUUGUUUACGGAUUCCCAACCAUAAGUACUAUACGUGAUUUGCUAUUUAAGAAGGGCUUUGCACUCGUCAAUGGCAAGAAAGAGGCGAUACAAUCGAACACCAUGGUAGAGGAGCAGUUGGGCGAGAAGGGAGUGAUCUGUUUGGAGGAUAUAAUUCAUGAAAUAUUUACGGUGGGACCGAACUUUGAAGCCGUUACUAAGUUCCUCUGCACCUUUAAGCUAUCCAGUCCUCGAGAUGGCUGGAAAAAGAAAGUGUCCGUAUCCUUUAAGCGAGGCGGCGAGUAUGGCAAUCGUGAGAAUGGCAUUAACGACUUAAUUGCGCGCUGCAUUUAAGUUUGUGCUUAAAGUAGGCAUUUAAGUGACGGAAAAUGAAGCAAAGUUAGUUUUAUAUAAAUAUUUGUACACAUAUUACGUAUUAAAAAAAACCGUAUCUGCGUAAAAACCAAA